AUGUCUGCCGAAAGAGGCAAAGAUUUCGCCGAUGGAUCAUCGUCUGCCGGGUCCCCAGGCGAUGAUCAUCAGCAGCCAGCCACUCCGAGCCGGUAUGAGUCCCAGAAGAGAAGGGACUGGAACACUUUUGGUCAGUACUUGAAGAACCAAAGGCCUCCAGUCCCACUUUCUCAGUGCAAUUACAACCAUGUGUUGGAGUUUCUUAGGUAUCUGGAUCAGUUUGGGAAGACCAAAGUUCAUCUCCAGGGCUGCAUGUUUUAUGGGCAGCCUGAGCCUCCUGCUCCUUGCACAUGCCCUCUAAGGCAAGCUUGGGGCAGCCUUGAUGCACUCAUAGGGAGGCUGAGGGCUGCCUAUGAAGAAAAUGGAGGGUCCCCAGAAACCAACCCUUUUGCUAGUGGUGCAAUCAGGGUUUAUCUGAGGGAGGUGAGGGAGUGUCAAGCUAAGGCAAGAGGGAUCCCUUACAAGAAGAAGAAGAAGAAGCCAAGUCCAAGCAAGGGAGGAAAUGAUGAUGAAUCUAGCUCUACCAUGCACUUCUCUUGA
This is a messenger RNA of Prunus armeniaca (apricot), 540 nucleotides long. The record is from the annotation of a GenBank genome assembly. Lineage: Eukaryota; Viridiplantae; Streptophyta; Magnoliopsida; Rosales; Rosaceae.